AUGAAUGAAGAAUUCGUAGACGUGAUAUUUCGUUCGCAGUCUACUGCUUCAAAGGAGAGCAAACAUGAGCGCAAGUUCUACGGGGAGUGGAUUGACAAAGCCUCUGCGAAGCAUAGCGCCCCCGAGCAGUUCGCAGCCGAUGCUUUACGGAAGCUGUAUCCUGAUCACUCCUUGGUGAUGACCUCCGACUGGAGGUUGCAGUUGCUUAGCUUCCCUGGUGUCUCGGCGGAGCCUAUCGAAGCGGCACCUCUAGUUACCGAGGUGGUAUUCAUUCCCCUAGCACGUCGCCUCGGCGGCCCUUUGGGCAUUGUCGCGGACAGCGUCGAAAUAGGCACUUUCAAAGUGACCUGGGAAGGGUACGAGUUCAUUGUAUACAUCACGCAGUGGCCCCUGGGCUUCGGCAAUCGCACGGAGUACUUCAUCCUGCAUGAAGGAACAGAAGAGCCCGCGCGUCAGAUGCUGACGAAAGUCGGCAUAUGGGAGGACCAGCUGCACGAUGAAAUAUGGGUCUUCAACCAGGGCUUCUGGCAGAAGAGCCGCGGGCUGUGGGAGGAGGUGCAGAAGGCUGACUGGGCGGACGUCAUUCUCAAGGAAGACUUCAAGAAGGCCCUGAAGAAGGACGUGUACGGAUUUUUCUCGUCGCAGGAGGUGUACAGACAGCUUGCCAUACCUUGGAAACGAGGCCUCAUCAUGCAUGGUCCCCCUGGCAAUGGAAAGACUAUCUCCCUGAAGGCUAUCAUGAAAUCUUGUGACGCUUUGGGCUUCUCCCCGCUCUACGUCAAGUCUUUCCAAAGUUACAAAGGCGAAGAAGGUGCCAUGGCUGACGUAUUCGACAAGGCACGCCAAGUAUCCCCAUGUGUAGUGAUACUCGAAGACCUCGACAGUCUGAUAAACGACCGUAACCGAUCUUUCUUCUUGAAUCAACUCGAUGGUUUAGAGGGCAACGAUGGCCUGUUGGUCAUCGGGACCACCAACCACUUCGACCGCUUGGAUCCUGGUCUCUCCACCAGACCAAGUCGUUUCGAUAGGAAAUUCCUGUUCGACGACCCCGACCUCGAAGAACGCAGCUUGUACUGCAAAUACUGGCAAACGAAACUCGCGUCCAACGACGAAAUCGAAUUCCCCGAUGCCCUUGUCGACGAAGUUGCGGGGCUGACCGAGAGAUUCAGUUUCGCGUACCUGAAGGAGGCCUUUGUCUCCACCCUGGUCACUUUGGCUGGCUUGGACGACGACGAGGAGGAGGUCGACUUCGCUACGCUGCUGAAAUCCCAGAUCAAGACCCUUCGCAAGCAGUUGGACAAGUCGUCUGAUACCGAUAUGGCUUCGUCGCGCGCUCAGGUAGACCUCGCCAUCCCCAACGCUCCUGCCCGCCCUGACAACAAGCCAUCCAUGGACCGCGACGUUCGCGUGCUCCUCGACGCUCUAUCUGAGUACGCCGCCAAGUCUGAAGCUUCCGGACGCCCCGCAGGCGCUGAGCGGCGGUACACCACACUCCCUGGCACCUACCAAGCCGACUCGUCAUACUGGCGCGGCGGUGAUGAUUAUCGGCCCCUUCCAAACCCUACAGGUUUCUCUGAGUCGAUGGCGCAGACCUCCGUCAGUGAUGGCCAGAAGUCCAAGCCUUCUUACGUCCAGCUUCCGUCCCCCCUUCCCCGCCAGUCCGCGACCAGGGAUGGCCGUCCGUUUGAAUGGACCGACGGCAUCGAGGCUCGCAGGUUAGCCGUGUCGACUAGCAAAGUACAUGUCGCUGGUCCAAAGAGGGUGUACACAUCUAUGCAACGCGUUGCCGACCUCAGUCCCAGUGAUAGGAAGCUUUAA
This is a messenger RNA of Pleurotus ostreatus (oyster mushroom), 1818 nucleotides long. RefSeq lists its product as uncharacterized. Gene Ontology annotation, molecular function: ATP hydrolysis activity; ATP binding. Gene Ontology annotation, cellular component: peroxisomal membrane; cytosol. The record is from RefSeq and is a predicted model, not a curated record. The transcript has 10 exons. Gene Ontology annotation, biological process: protein import into peroxisome matrix. Bases 1 to 1818 code for a protein of 605 amino acids. Lineage: Eukaryota; Fungi; Basidiomycota; Agaricomycetes; Agaricales; Pleurotaceae.